Oncorhynchus nerka (sockeye salmon) is the source of this 4842-nucleotide messenger RNA. RefSeq names its product NLR family CARD domain-containing protein 3-like. The transcript is spliced from 5 exons. Bases 107 to 2386 code for a protein of 759 amino acids. The record is from RefSeq and is a predicted model, not a curated record. Lineage: Eukaryota; Metazoa; Chordata; Actinopteri; Salmoniformes; Salmonidae. Gene Ontology annotation, molecular function: protein binding. Gene Ontology annotation, biological process: intracellular signal transduction.
UUGGAAAACAGUCUCUGUGCAGAAGUUCAUUCUGGACUGGGCUGAAGGAAUAGCAAAUCAGGAUGUCCAAUUUGUAUUUUCAUUCCCUUUUCGGGAGCUGAAUUUGAUGAAAGAGGACAAACACACUUUCAUUGAACUUCUUAAUCACUUCUCAAUGGAAACCAAACAAUCAGGAAUCUCCAUAUACAACAAGUACAAAGUUCUGUUCAUCUUUGAUGGUCUGGAUGAGUGCCGACUGCCCCUAGACUUCCAGAAGAACAAGAUCUGUUGGGACGUCACAGAGUCAACCUCAGUGGAUGUUCUGCUGACAAAUCUCAUCAGGGGAAAUCUGCUUCCCUCUGCUCUCCUCUGGAUAACUACCCGACCUGCAGCAGCCAAUAAGAUCCCUUCAAGGUGUGUUGACCAGGUAACAGAGGUACGAGGGUUCAAUGACCCACAGAAGGAGGAGUACUUCAGGAAGAGAUUCAGUGAUGAGGACCUGGCCAGCAGAAUCAUCUCACACAUAAAGACAUCAAGGAGCCUCCACAUCAUGUGCCACAUUCCAGUCUUCUGUUGGAUUUCUGCAACAGUCCUUGAACACAUGCUGAAACAUAAGAGAGAAGAGAUGCCCAAGACUCUGACUGAGAUGUACACACACCUUGUGGAGUUUCAUACCAAACAGAAGAAUGAAAAGUAUCUUGGGAAAGAAGAGACAGGUCCACACUGGAAUAAAGAGAGCAUUCUGUCACUGGGAAAACUGGCUUUUCAACAGCUUGUGAAUGGCAAUCUGAUUUUCUAUGAAGGAGACCUGAAAGAGGCUGGCAUUGAUGUCAAUGAAGCCUCAGUGUACUCAGGAUUGUGCACACAGCUCUUUAAAGAGGAAUGCGUGCUGUACCAGGACAAGGUGUACUGCUUUGUUCAUCUGAGCAUUCAGGAGUUUCUGGCUGCUGUAUAUGUGUUCCUCUCAUUCAUCAACAACAAUGAGAAUCUAAUGGACAAACUGCAAACAAACGACAAGCCUGAAGUUGCUUUCUACAAGAGUGCUGUGGAUAAAGCCUUACAAAGUGAGACGGGAAACCUGGACCUUUUCCUCCGCUUCCUUCUGGGCCUCUCAUUGGAGUCCAAUCAGAAGCACUUACGAGGUCUACUGACAAAGACAAGAAGCAGCUCACAGAGCCAUGAAGAAACAGUCAAGUACAUCAAGAAGAAGAUCAGGGAGAAUCCCUCUCCAGAGAGGAGCAUCAAUCUGUUCCACUGUCUGAAUGAACUGAAUGACCAUUCUCUAGUGGAGGAGAUCCAAAGAUACCUGAGCUCAGGAAGUCUCUCUGAAGCCAAACUGUCACCUGCACAGUGGUCAGCUCUGGUCUUUGUGUUGCUGACUUCAGAAAAGGAGCUGGAUGUGUUUGACCUGAAGAAAUACUCCAGAUCAGAGGAAGGUCUUCUGAGGCUGCUGCCAGUGGUCAAAGCCUCCAGAGCUGUUCUGCUGUCAGGCUGUGGAGUCACAGAGGAAGGCUGUGCUUCUCUGGUCUCAGCUCUGGAGUCAAACCCCUCACACCUGAGAGAGCUGGAUCUGAGUAACAAUGACUUGAAUGAUUCAGGAGUGAAGCUGCUCUCUGCUGGACUGGGGAAUCCCCACUGUAAACUGGAGACUCUGAGGCUGUCAGGCUGUCUAGUCACAGAGGAAGGAUGUGCUUCUCUGGUCUCAGCUCUGAGGUCAAACCCCUCACACCUGAGAGAGCUGGACCUGAGCUACAAUCACCUAGGAGACUCAGGAGUCAGACUGCUCUCUGCUGGACUGGAGGAUCCACACUGCAGACUGGAGAAACUCAAUGUGGAACAUGGUGGAGAGAACAGAAUGAAACCUGGACUUAGAAAAUAUGUCUGUGAUCUCACACUGGACCUAAACACAGUAAACAGACUCCUCUCUCUGUCUGAGGAGAACAGAAAGGUGACAUGGAGGACAGAGAAGCAGCCGUAUCCUGAUCACCCAGAGAGAUUUGAGGACUGUAGACAGGUGCUGUGUAGAGAGGGUCUGACUGGGCGCUGUUACUGGGAGGUCGAGUGGAGUGGAGAGGCUGUUAUAGGAGUGACAUAUAAAGGAAUCAGCAGGAGAGGAGAGAAGAAGGACUGUUGUCUUGGACACAAUGACAAGUCCUGGAGUCUGGUCUGCACUGACAGCAGUUACUAUGCCUGUCACAAUAAUAAUCCCACUACCAUAGACGUCCCCUCCUCCAGCCCCCACAGAGUAGGAGUGUAUCUGGACUGGCCAGCCGGCACUCUGUCCUUCUAUAGAGCCUCCUCUGACACAAUGACCCACCUGAUCACAUUCACCUCCACAUUCACUGAGCCCCUCUAUCCAGGGUUUAGGGUUCAUUAUUACUCCAACUCAGUGUCUCUCUGUCAGUGAUACACACACACACACACACACACACACACACACACACACACACACACACACACACACACACACACACACACACACACACACACACACACACACACACAAAUAGACACACACACACACACACACACAAAUAGACACACACACACACACACACACACACACACACACACACACACACUGGACAAACAAAACUACACACACACGCUGGACACACACACACACACUGAACACACACACACACAGACUUGACACACAAACACUGGACAAAAAACACACACACACUGGACAAACAAAAACACACACACACACACACACAAACACACACACACUGGACACACACACAUUGAACACACACACACACACACACACACACUGGACAAACACACACACUGGAAAAACACACACUGAACACACACACACAAACACACUGGACACACACACACACUGAACACACACACAAACACACUGGACACACACACACACUGAACACACACACACACACUGGACACACACACAUUGAACACACACACACACACACACACACACACACUGGACAAACAAAAAUACACAAACACACACACACUGAACACACACACACAAUGGACAAACACACACUGAACACACACAGGACACACACACUGGACAAACACACACUGAACACACACACACACACACACACUGGACACACACACACACACUGGACACACACACACUGAACACACACACACACACUGGACAAACACACACACACACACUGGACACACUGGACACACACACUGGACACACACACACACUGGACACACACACACACUGGACACACACACACACUGACACACACACUGAACACACACUGGACAAACAAAAACACACACACACACACACACACUGGACACACACACUGGACACACACACACUGGACAAACAAACACACACACACACACACACACACACACACACUGGACACACACACACUGGACAUACACACACACUGACACACACACUGGACACACAUACACACUGGACACACUGGACACACACACUGGACACACACACACUGGACAAACAAACACACACACACACACACACACUGGACACACACACUGGACACACACACACUGGACACACACACACACACACUGACACACACACUGGACACACUGGACACACAAAUACACUGGACACACUGGACACACACACUGGACACACACACACUGGACACACACACACACUGACACACACACACACACACACACUGAACAAAACAAAAACACACACACACUGGACACACUGGACACACACACACUGGACAAACAAACACACACACACACACAUACACACACACACACUGGACACACACACACACACUGGACACACACACACACACUGGACACACACACACACUGGACACACACACACACUGGACACACACACACACAGGACACACACACUGGACAAACACACACUGAACACACACACACACACACUGGACAAACACACACACACACACACACACUGGACACACAGACACACACACUGGACACACACACACUGAACACACACACACACACUGGACAAACACACACACACACACACACACUGGACACACUGGACACACACACACACUGGACACACACACACACUGGACACACACACACACUGACACACACACUGAACACACACUGGACAAACAAAAACACACACACACACACACUGGACACACUGGACACACACACUGGACACACACACACUGGACAAACAAACACACACACACACACACACACACACUGGACACACACACUGGACACACACACACUGGACAUACACACACACUGACACACACACUGGACACACUGGACACACACACACACUGGACACACUGGACACACACACUGGACACACACACACUGGACAAACAAACACACACACACACACACACACACACACUGGACACACACACUGGACACACACACACUGGACACACACACACACUGACACACACACUGGACACACACACACACUGGACACACACACUGGACACACACACACUGGACACACACACACACUGACACACACACACACACACACACACUGGACAAACAAAAACACACACACACACACACUGGACACACUGGACACACACACUGGACACACACACACUGGACAAACAAACACACACACACACACAUACACACACACACACUGGACACACACACACACACACUGGACACACACACACACUGGACACACACACACACUGGACACACACACACACUGAACACACACACACACUGGACAAACAAAAAGACACACACACACACUGGACACACACACUGGACAAACAAAAAGACACACACACACACCGGACACACUGGACACACACACACACUGGACAAACAAACACACACACACACACACUGGACACACACACACACUGGACACACACACACACUGAACACACA